Molecule: messenger RNA, 741 nt
Organism: Aspergillus oryzae RIB40
Lineage: Eukaryota; Fungi; Ascomycota; Eurotiomycetes; Eurotiales; Aspergillaceae
Product: putative pyrimidine 5'-nucleotidase
Exons: 3
Coding region: 1-741 (246 amino acids)
Biological process (GO): pyrimidine nucleobase metabolic process; nucleotide catabolic process
Molecular function (GO): nucleotidase activity
Source: RefSeq, a predicted model, not a curated record
AUGUCCCCAUCAAACGAUGCGACCAGCGCGGGCUCGGAUCCUAGACCGGUGUUCUUCUUUGACAUAGAUAACUGUAAGCUGAUUCGUGAGUGGUACUUGCAAUUCACACAUAUGGAGGCGGGACUAACCAAAUACCGUUCUAUUACAGAUCAAUUUUUCGUGAAACACCUCUCCCUCAACGGCGAAGACGCUCAUAUGCUGCACAAGAAAUACUACACAGAGUACGGGCUCGCAAUUGAAGGUCUCACUCGCCACCACAAAAUCGAUCCGCUUCAAUUCAACAGCGAAGUCGACGAUGCGCUGCCGUUGGACAGGAUCCUGAAACCCGAUCCCCAGCUGCGCAAGCUGCUCGAAGACAUCGAUAGGAGUAAAGUGAGGUUGUGGCUUCUGACCAACGCAUAUGUCACUCAUGGAAAACGGGUCGUGAAAUUGCUGGGAGUGGAUGACCAGUUCGAGGGCAUCACCUUCUGCGACUACGGGCAGCUCCCUCUGGUCUGCAAGCCAACACAGGAGAUGUACGCUAAGGCGGAGAGGGAGGCAAAUGUCCCGAGUACGGCAGAACGCUAUUUUGUCGAUGACUCCGGUUUGAACUGCAAGCACGCCGCGGCUCGCGGCUGGCAGACGGCCCACCUCGUUGAGCCAGGGCUUCCUUUGCCUGAUGCCCCGGUGUCGCAAUAUAUGAUCCGGAACCUGGAAGAACUGAGGACAUGCUUCCCACACUUAUUCAAGACUUCGAACUGA